Molecule: messenger RNA, 4290 nt
Organism: Oryzias latipes (Japanese medaka)
Lineage: Eukaryota; Metazoa; Chordata; Actinopteri; Beloniformes; Adrianichthyidae
Product: glutamate decarboxylase 1
Biological process (GO): GABA biosynthetic process
Cellular component (GO): cytoplasm; presynaptic active zone
Molecular function (GO): pyridoxal phosphate binding; glutamate decarboxylase activity
Source: RefSeq, a predicted model, not a curated record
GUAGAUAUAAAUAACGAAUAAAAUGUUUUCUUGAGGAGGGGGAGAAUAAGGCUCACUUGCGUUCUGUGGCCGGAUGGAAUUUUAGGAGUUGUCCGCGCGCUCUGUUGAUAUUUCACCAUCGGGACUGGACUGUUUCUUGACCUGCUUUUGGGUGGCAACAGUGACAUUGACAUUCUGUGGAGCAGACAACCUGUGCGCCCGUGAGCCGGUGAGACGCGUCCUCUUGUCAUUUCAGCUCUCCAGACUGAUCAUUUUCCCUCAUCAUUGGUGAAAUCUGAGUUAUUUCCUGUUCGGGCAUCAGAUAACACAGGAGUGAUGGCCACAUCUGAACCGAGAGCCACCGGCGGAGACCAGGACCCUAAUUCAGCCAAUUUAAGACCUCCAUCGGCAACCAACGAAUAUGCGUGGAUGCACGGAUGCACACGGAAACUGGGGAUGAAGAUUUGCGGGUUCCUGCAGAAGAACAACAGUCUGGACGAGAAAGGCAGGCUGGCGGGCCAUAAGAACCUUCUCUCCUGCGACAAUAGCGGCAGGGAGUCCUGGUUCCGCCGAACCGAGACUGACUUCUCCAACCUUUAUGCCAGAGAUCUUUUGCCGGCCAAAAAUGGCGAAGAGGCCACCAUGCAGUUCCUGUUGGAGGUGGUUGACAUCCUCACCAACUAUGUGAAGAAAACAUUUGACCGCUCCACCAAGGUGCUGGACUUCCACCACCCUCACCAGCUCCUUGAGGGCAUGGAGGGCUUCAACCUGGAGCUGUCCGACCAGCCAGAGUCCCUGGAGCAGAUCCUGGUGGACUGCAGGGACACGCUCAAAUAUGGAGUCCGGACAGGCCACCCACGUUUCUUUAACCAGUUAUCUUCUGGUUUGGACAUCAUUGGAUUGGCUGGAGAGUGGCUCACUUCCACUGCCAACACCAACAUGUUCACCUACGAGAUCGCUCCAGUAUUCGUGCUGAUGGAGCAGCUGACUCUGAAGAAGAUGAGGGAGAUGAUUGGCUGGCCAGCAGGAGAAGGAGACGGCCUCUUUUCUCCAGGUGGUGCUAUCUCCAAUAUGUACAGUGUGAUGAUCGCACGCUACAAGUAUUUCCCCGAAGUUAAAACCAAGGGCAUGUCUGCUGCUCCCCGCCUUGUCCUUUUCACAUCUGAACAUAGCCACUAUUCCAUAAAGAAGGCUGGAGCUGCCCUGGGCUUUGGGACAGAUAACGUAAUCCUGCUGAGCACAGAUGAAAGAGGAAGAGUCAUACCUGCAGAUCUAGAAGCCAAAAUCCUUGAUGUGAAGCAGAAGGGUUACGUACCCCUCUUUGUGAACGCCACAGCCGGCUCCACGGUGUACGGUGCGUUUGAUCCCAUCAAUGAGAUUGCUGACAUUUGUGAGAAGUACAACUUGUGGCUUCAUGUUGAUGGUGCAUGGGGAGGCGGACUACUGAUGUCCAGGAAGCAUCGCCAUAAACUCAAUGGAGUUGAGAGAGCAAACUCAGUCACGUGGAAUCCACAUAAGAUGAUGGGCGUCCCUCUGCAGUGUUCAGCCAUCCUGGUCAGAGAGAAGGGAAUCCUGGCAGGAUGUAAUUCCAUGUGCGCUGGCUACCUGUUCCAACCAGACAAACAGUACGAUGUCACCUAUGACACAGGGGACAAAGCCAUCCAGUGUGGCAGACAUGUGGAUAUCUUUAAGUUCUGGCUAAUGUGGAAAGCCAAGGGCACCAUCGGGUUUGAGCAGCACAUUGACAAGUGUUUGGACCUUUCCCAGUACUUGUACAACAAGAUCAAUAACAGGGAGGGGUUUCAGAUGGUGUUUGAUGGAGUGCCUCAGCACACAAACGUUUGCUUCUGGUACGUCCCACCCAGCCUGAGAGGAAUGAGCGACAGCGAGGAGAGGCGGGAAAAACUCCACAGGGUGGCACCAAAGAUCAAAGCCAUGAUGAUGGAGUCAGGGACCACCAUGGUGGGCUACCAGCCUCAAGGAAAUAAAGUCAACUUCUUCAGAAUGGUGGUGUCCAACUCGGCAGUCACACAGUCUGACAUCGAUUUCCUCGUCGAUGAGAUUGAAAGGCUGGGCCAAGAUCUGUAGAACGCACGAGCUUUCAUCCCUUCCAGAGACCAAACUCAAAAAGAUUUAUGUCAAAAAGAAAACCUGGCGAGGAGGAACGUUCGCAACACUGCAGGCGAAGACGUUUCGGGUCAUUUCCCUACAGUUGGUCUUUGCCUGGAGCGCUGUGACUGUUUCUGCAGCCACAAAGAAAUCCAACACUCAAUGAUCCACAUAAUUCCUUCUACAAAAAGUACACAACUGAAUUCUUCAGGUACAAAAAAACUUAAUAUGAAAUAUUAACCUGCUGUUCAGUCUUUUGAUGUGUAAAUAUACGUGAUCUAGUUCCUGGUCCAAACACAUCUGUCUUUUAAAGGCGAUGUCACAAAAACACUACAUACAUUUUGCACCUAUUGCACUAAUGACAUGUUGGUCUUUCGUGAUACAUGCGUGAUUUAAGUAAUUCAUAAGUGUUUCUUGCGUUUAUCAUUCGUCGAUGUGCGCAGAUGUCUGUCAAGGAUUUCGCCAGACAAGUCUACGCAAAUUCAGUUUGGAGCCGUUCAAACUUUUAUGUCGGUUUAGAAUUUCGAAGUUUAUGCUUAUUUUACAUAGUUUAUACGCAAUUAUUACGUACAUCUUAUGCCACUGUGUGUGAUUUUUAGCAAGAUUUUUGCGAGAUUGCGUGAAAAGUCUGUGUGUAACUGACUUUUCUGGCAUGUAACACUGAUGUUUAACUUUUAUAUCACGUAUACGGUGCACAUGUCACGUUCAAAUUAUGUAAUUAACGCAUGAAUCACUGAUGAAUUGCAUAAAAAAGGCGCCAUAAUCACACACGGUUCCUGUUGUAAAUUGUGUUCUUUGCGUGGUUUAUUAAUUACGUUUUGUGGGGUUUUAACGUGGUUUGUUUGUGAUACAUCUAUAAAAUUGUACAACCUUUCUCACUUUUUCCACAUAUAUUCACGUAUGACCAGUUUUUAUUCAUGCAAUAUGUGCUAAAUGUAAGAAGUGGCUGUGUGAUAUGACCUUAAGGUUUAUGUGUGCCUGGGUGUGCGUGAGUGAAUAUUUUAAAUCCCAGAAAGAGGAAAAAAAUGCACAGAUUAUUUAAAAUGUUAUCAAAUUAUUUUAUUUUAUCACACAUUUGCUUCUCACAGCUUGAUGUUUGUCCUGAACGUGUGAUAAAUACAUUACGUGUUUCCUGGAUGAAUCUAUGUAUGCAUAUACGGCGUAGAAGUGUUUGUACACUGAGAGACUUUAGUAUCCUCUGGCAGGAGUUCUACAAUCUAAAAUAGCUUUUCCUGUAGAAGCUUGAUUAUGAGAUCAAUAUUUAGAAUGACUUUGGUCCUUGUGAACCGCUGGUUUGUCCUGUAAACAAAGCAUUUAUGCAAUACCUAUAGAGAUUACAAGAUUAUAUACAGUUUAAUAUACAGAUGAAUAUUUCUUGCGAUUCCGCUGCAGAUUCAGGUCUUUUGCUGUCAGAGUAUCGGUUUGCGUCUUACCUGUAAAAUGUCAGUGAAUGCACUUCCAUUAACUUUGAAGGAAUCUAUACGGAUUCAUUGUGUUCGCCAAAGAAAGAAGGAAAGAAAGAAAAACAGAGCAAUCCAUCGUCUUUUAUGCUGUACUUUUCGCAAGCAAUGUUGGUGUUUGACAAUUCUGCCUGUUUAUCUUCAACUAUGAUGCAAUUAAUAGAGUUUAUUUUUGUGACUGUGAAUUGUUUUUGGCUGAAUGUUUGGAAAUGACUGACGGGCCUUCUGAUAAGAUGUAGAAUGAUCUUCUGCUGUUUGUUUUUCUCAUUUUUUAGUGGGAAGCACAAGGAUGUGAGAAUGUAUGCUUCUCUGGGCUGGGAAGAAAGAGAUGUCUUAUUGGUUUAAAUCCUACUGCAUUUACUGUAAUAUAAUAUAUUAAUUGUAAAACAUAUUACUUGUACUGUUAAUGUUACAGGGGCCCAUGUGAAAUACCUUGUAUAGAGGUUCCUGUUGGUGUCUUUGCACAUUGUUCUUCUGUCUUUCUUCCAUUGUAAAUGGAUGUGUGUUCAGAUAUAUUAUAAGUAAAUAUUCAUCCUUAUUAGGGGCCGUAUGUGAAUGGCACAACCACAAAUGUCAUAUUUAAGGGAAUCUGUACUGUAUGUUGCCAAUGACUUUCCGAAGUGACCGCCUUGGGUUUGAUGAAGCUAGCUGUAAGGGAUUCCUUUCCCAGGACGUUUUCAGUAGGCACUUUAACCGAAAGACCAUCAUAGAAAAAAAAUAAAAAUAAAUACAUUUGAAUUAA